This is a messenger RNA of Plasmodium coatneyi, 995 nucleotides long. Its product is annotated as Vacuolar ATP synthase 21 kDa proteolipid subunit. The transcript is spliced from 6 exons. Gene Ontology annotation, biological process: proton transmembrane transport. The coding region runs from base 450 to 995 and encodes 181 amino acids. Gene Ontology annotation, molecular function: proton-transporting ATPase activity, rotational mechanism. Lineage: Eukaryota; Apicomplexa; Aconoidasida; Haemosporida; Plasmodiidae. The record is from RefSeq and is a predicted model, not a curated record. Gene Ontology annotation, cellular component: proton-transporting V-type ATPase, V0 domain.
UCAUGCAUGGAUUGAUGAAAAGCACAUGGAAAGAGAAAGAGCUACAAAUAAGCGGAAGAGUAAAAAGAAGAGCGUAUUGGCGCCUGUUACUUUCAAACGACGCAUAUUCCCCCUCGAGCCGCAUAACAUACACAGCUAUGCCAUACAAGUGUUUACCAAAACAAAAGCAAAAAAACGUAUACUCAUGCAUGUAGUUGCGCGCAUGGCGUGAUGCCUUGAACUUGCAAAGCAUUAUUAUUUGCUAAACGGCCAACUCAUUCCUGCGCAAAAGGAAAGAUUCCAAAUCUGUGAUACCUAAAAAGGAAAUCAGGCCCAUUUCGUUAUGGACAUUUGUGCCGUCCCAUUCGUCAGCUUGAAAAGAUAAAAAAAAUAAUUCGUAUGCCCACCAUCCCAGUUAAUGUAACCCCAAGUGGAAACAAAACAACACCAAUUAAGAAGACCCUUUAAAUAUGUAUAACUCGUGGUUUGAAAUCAUUCGGUCCAUUUCGCCCUACAACUGGGCAAUGCUGGGCAUAGCAAUGGCCCUGUUCCUUUCCAUCAUCGGCGCAGCAUGGGGAAUAUUCAUUUGCGGGACGAGCAUAGUGGGAGCCUCGGUGAAGUCCCCACGUAUCAUUUCGAAAAAUUUAAUUUCCAUUAUAUUUUGUGAAGCACUAGGCAUGUAUGGAGUCAUCACCGCAGUUUUUCUUCAAAUUAAAUUUAGCGGACUCAGCAAGGAAGUGCACGCCCCACUGGUGCUAACAACCAAGACGGAUGCACUUAUUAUGAACACCAUCAGAGGGGGAUGGGCCCUGUUUGCAAGUGGUCUCACGGCGGGUCUGUCCAACCUCGUUUCUGGCGUUUCCGUAGGAAUAACGGGCAGCUCAUGCGCCUUGGGAGAUGCACACAAUUCGGAUCUGUUCGUUCGAAUGCUGAUGAUUGAAAUAUGUGCUAGUGUUAUAGGACUUUACGGAUUAAUCGUGGCAAUUGUGUCCAUCGGGGAUAUUCAACUGACUUAA